CUAUAUAAACAUAAGGCGAGACCUGUCAGUAGUCAAUUCAGAAUUGGUCAAAUGGUUUUCAGGUGUUCACUUGCUGGUAUUUGGUUGGCAGUCCUGAUCCUUAGAGGCUGUGGGGCAGCGCGCAAGUGGGACUAUGAGCCCAUCUCGAUAGCCACCUACAGCUCAGAUGACAGCUUAAUUAAACUCGAUGUGAAAAUUGAGCGCGUUGCACGCGGUGUGUAUGGAGUUACCGGCAGGAUCAAUUGGAACUACGAUACGAGUGACAAGACCAUGGUCGAGGCAACUGUGUCUCGAAGCGAUUCGGGGGAUGAGAGCGACUACAAGCUGCUUCCUUGGGCAAUUCCCCCGCAAUCCCUUUACGACCACAUGAACACUUAUUACAAGGAUGUGUCGAUGAAGAACUUUAAGCACUGUUCCAAUGUUCCCCAAUUCGUGGGAAAAUUCCAACCGCCAUUGCCGAAGAUGAUUUACAGCGGCGACAAAUGCGUAAUAGAUGGAGACGGGUUACCCGAUAUCAUGCCUCCCGGAUUCUACAAGGUCAUAUUGAAAUGCUCCGGACCGGGUCAGCCUACAUGGAACUCUACUUCUAUUUUUAAAAUUACAACAAAAAUGUUUUAAAAUUCGCAA
This is a messenger RNA of Drosophila takahashii, 627 nucleotides long. RefSeq lists its product as uncharacterized. The record is from RefSeq and is a predicted model, not a curated record. Lineage: Eukaryota; Metazoa; Arthropoda; Insecta; Diptera; Drosophilidae.